Molecule: messenger RNA, 96 nt
Organism: Sclerotinia sclerotiorum 1980 UF-70
Lineage: Eukaryota; Fungi; Ascomycota; Leotiomycetes; Helotiales; Sclerotiniaceae
Exons: 2
Coding region: 1-96 (31 amino acids)
Source: RefSeq, a predicted model, not a curated record
AUGGAUUUCAUCAUGGCUUCCGGUGCGCGCGCACUAAAAGUAUAUACUAUUAAGGUUAAGAAGAAGAAGAAGAAGAAUAAGAAUAAUGAAAAGUAA